UGCGCCAAUGGAAUGGUGAGAUUUGAUGGCCCCGAAUACGCUGCCAAUCCUAUAUACUUAGGAUUUUUCAGUAGUCUCCCAAUUAUUGCACCUUAUUGGUCACAAGUUGACUUGCGUUUUCUCAACAAUAGCAAUUCGAACGUCACUUACAGACUAUAUCGAAAUAUUAAUGAAAAUACGGCUGUGUUUAAUACGAUAAGUAAUGAGGUAGAGACGAAUACGGAAAUUCAAAGCUACAGUGCUAAUUGGGUGCUGGUUGUGACUUGGGUGUGUCUUGCACCAAGGCAACCUGUGGACAAUAACUUUCCUGAGCGAAAUACAUUUCAACUUCUGCUGGCAGACGAUCUCUUUAACGGGGCUUUUACUUUAUUUAUUUACGAAUCUAUUACAUGGUCAAUUGGUGUGAACAGAGAUGAAUACACGAAUUUCAGAGGCGCUCCUGAUCUGCCAGUCAUAGGCUUUGAUUCUGGACGAAGAGAUAUCAUACGGUCGUUUCAAAAUUUUCGAACGUCUGGCACCAUUAAUGCUGACAGAGUGGGAGAUGAAAUGACAAUUUUGUAUGACCUAAGAUCACCAUUACCAAGAUCCAAUGCAGAAGAGUGCCAAAUUUGGGUGAAUCAACAGCUCGUAAGACCAACAAGACGAUCGUGCAGAAGCACUUGCGUACCAGAUCUUGAAACACUCUACCUGAGUCUCAACGGAGCUUUUUUUACCCUAUUUCGAAGGCGUAAAGGAAGUGGACCAACACCAAACUUUUGCAUAUAUAGUAAACCUACUGGAAACCCUGAGGAUGGAGCAGAUGAAUGUUGCUACCAGUACAAUGGACCGGCUGAAAAUUAUCCGCGUUUUUUUGAUUUUACUGCCAUUAGUUCGUUUAGUUCAUUUACCAUCAGUGAAAGUUCUGCAUUAGGCGCAGCCCCAGGUCGAUGGCAUGAAGUCCAUCCAAUAGAAAAUCUCACUGCAUAUAUACAGGAAGAGCAACGCUACUCUCAAUGUUGUGCCGAUACCGGCAGCACUCAAGAAUCGUGUGACCAGUUUUACAAAGUUCGACAAAUUUGCGUCGGGGAGAGCUUUGAGUUUGUCAGCACAUGGGCCAAUAACUUCGGCGAUCCCCAUUUUGUUACAUUGGAUCGUAAGAACUACACAUUUAAUGGUUGUGGAUGGUACACGUACUUCACAGGACAAAUUCCAGGCAACGAUGCAAGCUCUCUUGAAGUACAAGUUCGAACAACAAGAGUCGGCGACGCCAAUGCAACUGGUUUCACCGCAUUUGCAAUGAAAGAAGGAAAUUCACAAGUCAUUCAAGUAAAUUUGAACACCACAACAAAAGGACUUGAUGUUCGCGUUGGUGGCAUGCUAAUUCCUCUUCCCGGAGAGAAUGGGACAAUCAGAAAUGGCACAGCAAUAACAUUUUUUGAUAAUUUGCUUCAAAUUUCGACACCGCUUGAAAAUGGAGCACGAAUCAAUGUAGUGAACGGUUCCUUCUUCACCUUCGUCAUGCUAUUUCUAGAAGGUUAUAGAAACAAUUCGUUUGGUUUAUCGGGAAGAUGGAAUGGUAAUAUGACUGACGACUUUACACACAGAGAUAGAACAACAAUAACACCAAUAGACGCCAGAGAGGAAACAAUAUUUAGUGAUUUUGGUGAAAGUUGGAAAGUAAAUGAAAUGAGCCUACAAAGAAUUUAUAUGAACGUAGAUGAAGGCAUUGAUACUUUCAGUUGUCAAGAUUUCACUCCCGUAUUUUUCGACAAACUUUUGAACAACAGUGACAAUUUUACAAUGGAAGCUCGUGAAGCAUGUGGAAGUAAUACAGUUUGUCUGUUUGACGCCCUCGCUACACAAAACAUAGCUAUUGGUCAAUCGACACGAGACGAACAGCAAUUAACGGACAAUGUAAUUGCACAAGUUGAAAAUCGACCUCCUAUGUUUACAAGAAACAUUUCCUUGAUUACUGCAAAUCUAAAUGAGACAUUAAUAGAGACGCUAGUAGCCCAAGAUAUGGAUUCAAAUGACAUAUUAACUUUCGACGUUCCUAAUCUUCCAUCGGUAUCUAGCUUCAACGUCACUGGAAAUACUUUAACUUUCACAUGGACGGCCAACUCUACAGCAGUGGUUGAUCUAAAGUUUGUAGUGAGCGACAGCAGAAAUAGAACAGCGGUAUUAACUCCUAGAGUUCAAAUAUGCGCAUGCCAAAAUAAAAGCACGUGCGUCGUUCCUGAAGGGGCGGGAAAUGCUACCUUCGUAGUCAUGUCGUGCAAUUGCAACUUAGGCUACACCGGUCGGUUUUGCAAUGAAAUGGUAGAUUUUUGCAACGAAGGAGCCUCCCCACCCUGCAGUCCAUUGGUAACGUGCACUAACAUGCCAACUCAAGCCGAAUGUGGACCGUGUCCAACGGGAUAUUCCGGGAAUGGAGUAUUUUGUUUAGAUAUAGAUGAGUGCGCAAGAAAUACAUCGGGCUGCGAGCAAAUGUGUAUAAAUAAUUUGGCGUCCUUUCGUGUGGAUGUUCUCCAGGAUACACAAUUAGUGCAAACGGAAGAACUUGUAUAGUAGGUAAUGUAUAUG
Molecule: messenger RNA, 2562 nt
Organism: Xenia sp. Carnegie-2017
Lineage: Eukaryota; Metazoa; Cnidaria; Anthozoa; Malacalcyonacea; Xeniidae
Product: mucin-like protein
Exons: 11
Coding region: 13-2547 (844 amino acids)
Biological process (GO): cell-matrix adhesion
Source: RefSeq, a predicted model, not a curated record